AUGUCUAGCUUAGUGAAAUGUACGAAAUGUAAUAUAGUUAUAAACGAAGUGCUUUCUUUUGUGUGCAAUAAAAUAGAUGUUAUGGACGAGGACAGUAUUUGUAGAAUAUGUGUGAGUGCUUUUUCACCCAAUGAAAUUACGACAGCGAAAGAUCUGUUGUUUGAUUCUGUUGUUCCGAAGUCAAAAAAGAAAAUCCGUAAGAAAGAAGGUAAAACGCAAAGAGAGAUUGAGGACAUCAUAUGCUUGUUGAAGGAUACAGACCCAGAGUGUAUUCCUAUCUUCGUGGCCAGGGACUUGCAAAAACUACCCCCGGUUUCCUUCGAUCAUGUAGAUGUUACAAGUCUAUUGAAAGAUAUCGUAAAAAUUAAGUCAGAUAUCACACAGAUUAAGGAAAGUUAUGCAACGAGUGAAGAAAUAACGUUGAUAAAAUCGCAAAUAGAUGCUCUAAAAAAUGCGCCAAUAGUGAAUGAUCAUCAUAAAAAUGUCACCAUGAAACGUGGAGCCUGCUUAAUGAACAGUUACGUUUAUGAUAGUGGACCCAUGGGAUUACCGCCCAUGCCACUAAAUACAUUACCACAAAACGUUUCUACAGAUUUUGCACAGGGCGAGAGCUCAUCACCAAGAAUAUCCUCGCAGCCACCUAUAAAUAAUAUUGUUGAGGGUAUGUCGGGUGCGAGUAAGUUAAAACCUACCCGCACAUUUGAAGAGACAAUCAACGGUCGUUUACCCGAAGCGGUGAGUCACUCGCCUACCGAGGUACUAGUGAGCGGACACACGGCACUCGCGGCCGGUCGUAAAUCAAUGGCCGAUAUUGUCCGUAGCGGUGAAUGGAAAGAGUGUUCUCGUAGUGAAGAAUGGAAAGUGGUUCAAAAAAAGAAAUUGCGGAAUCGAUUUAUAGGGAAAACUGGGAAAGCUGAAACCGAAAUAAAUGAAAAAUUCAAAGCGGCAGAAAUCAGUGUACCAAUUUAUAUUUACAAUGUUUCAAAGGAGGUGGCCGUGUGUCACAUCCAAGAGUACAUUGAAAAGAAAUCAAAUGUUCAUGUUACCAUAGAAAAAAUGAACAUGAAAACGAGAAAAGAAUAUGAUUCCUACAAAAUUUUUGUACCAAAACACAAAUUAGAUUUGUUUUUGAGUGAUGAAUUUUGGCCGAUUGGAGUAUCGUAUCGGCAAUUCAUCAACUUCGGGCAUAUAAAACGGGUAUUACAUAAACCAAAUAAUGACGGAAAACAACCAAAGGAUAAUGCAUAG
Molecule: messenger RNA, 1248 nt
Organism: Melitaea cinxia (Glanville fritillary)
Lineage: Eukaryota; Metazoa; Arthropoda; Insecta; Lepidoptera; Nymphalidae
Exons: 1
Coding region: 1-1248 (415 amino acids)
Source: RefSeq, a predicted model, not a curated record